GCACCUGUAUAUUAUAGUGUGUAACAUAGCAUCAUGCUUUUGGGAUCUGCAACCUGGCUGAUAACUCUAUUUAUCAUUUCUGAUGUUCAAUGUAACAUUCCUCAACCGAGUGAAACAUUCACUCAUUCCGCAGUUCUGGCAUCCGGUAAUCUGACGCUUUACUGGAUGUUCACAGACACCCACAUUACUUUUGAGAUUUACGGCAAGACUGCUGGGUGGGUCGGAAUCGGGUUCUCGCCAAAUGGAGCAAUGACUGAUUCGGAUAUUAUACUUGGAUGGGUGGCGAAUGGAAGAGUCAUUGUGAAGGACAUGCACGCUGUCGGACAAUCACCACCGAUUGCAGAUCCCGAGCAAAACGUAAAUGUGAUAAGCGGACAUGAAUGUAAUGGAUGGACAGUAUUAAAAUUUUCAAGACAACUUGCAGCCUGUGAGAAUAAAUACGACAGAGAGAUUUCGACAAACACGAUGCGUUUAAUUUGGGCCCUGGGUUCAACUGAUCCACAAGGCGAAGUUUUAGCAAGAAAACAUUAUCAUUGGCUUGGAAGAGGAGCUCAAAGCAUGCAUCUCCUCGAAUCUCCAAAUAGGCCGAAAGGGAAUUUACCAUCAGGACCUACAUACAAAACACUUGACAUCGCUGUUAGCGAUUUCACGAUUCCUCCGCGACAAACUUAUUACAACUGCAGAUUGUUCAAAGUUCCAGAUUUCCAAAAGAAACAUCACAUCGUGAAGAUCGAACCAAUCGUCCAGCAAGGCAACGAAGAGUUCGUUCAUCACAUGCUGAUAUAUAGAUGUGGUGACAUAAUGGAGAAUACUACAGAAGUUGGCAUCAAUGCUCCCUGUUACACGACUGAUAUGGCUCACUUCGAAACAUGCACUGCCGUUAUUAUAGCAUGGGCUACUGGAGGAGGGCACAUGGUCUAUCCUGAUAACGCCGGUCUAUCAAUGGGAGACGAGGACGAUCCAGUCUACAUACAGCUGGAGACUCAUUAUGACAAUCCAUCUCGUAAAGAAGGUAUAAUUGACAGUUCUGGAAUCAGGAUGACUUACACGGAUACUCUGAGAAAACACGAUGUCGGCGUUUUAUACGUUGGGAAUGCAGUCAUUCCUACUCAACAUUUCAUACCACCCGGUGCUAAAGAUUUCGUCAAUGUUGGACUUUGUUAUCCAGAGUGUCUCGAAAAGGGAAUGGAUGUUACUGGUGUGCAAAACGUAACAAUAUUUAGUGUUUUACUGCAUUCGCAUAUCGCUGGAAGAUCACUAAAGCUGCGCCAUAUCAGAAACGGCACUGAACUUCCAUAUCUUGCAAAUGAUAGAACAUAUGACUUCAAUUACCAGGAGCAGAGACAAGUUGAUCCACCAGUUACACUUCUACCUACGGAUACAUUGUGGAUGGAAUGCGUUUAUGACACAACAGGAAGAAAGGAAAUGACAGAAGGCGGAUUUGGAACCAGAGAAGAAAUGUGCAUUUCAUUUGUAUCAUACUAUCCUAAGAUAGACACUGCACAUUGUUCAUCAUCUGUAUCUGCGUAUAGAACAUGGCCAUACUUUGGGAUUGAUCUGACCCAGUUAAGAUAUAACGAGAAAGCAACGGGACUUCGGUCUAUGUUCUUGGCAGGACCUCGAGAUAUGGCAGGAAAAACUCUGAUGGACGUUUUGAGUGGGCAAAAUUGGACUGAAGAAGCAAUCGAUGAAUUUGAAGAAUACUAUAUUGAAGUAGAACAACAAUCAAUAUGUGUUCCUUUCAACAGAAGCAAAAGCACCUUGACUGAAUUGCCAACACCUAAAAUAAAGACCAACUACACUGCCAUAAAAAGGACGUGCAGCGCAGAAGUGAUGCCUCUUUCGCAGACCAAAGAUGCCAUGAGAUGCAGCGGAGACGCCACUCCUAAACCGACGCCGUCGCCUCAAGAUUCAACAACCAGUGGAGCCGCCUCAUUCACGAUAUCUGCAACAACGCUUGUGUUUCUUCUGUGCACGAUAUUAUACAACUGAAACAUUGUUGUUAUAAACGAACAUUGUAGAAGAUUAAAGGCAUUCAAAAAAUAUAAUGGCAGUAUAAAAAUUAACCCUUGCUUUGAUUUUUGUUUUCGACCUCAACCAAACCUUGGUACUCCCGAAGUAUGUGAACCAAGAUGGCGGACACCGGAACGGUGUAUGUGUACCAGGCAGGUUAGGGUUAGGC
Molecule: messenger RNA, 2182 nt
Organism: Styela clava
Lineage: Eukaryota; Metazoa; Chordata; Ascidiacea; Stolidobranchia; Styelidae
Product: DBH-like monooxygenase protein 1 homolog
Biological process (GO): octopamine biosynthetic process; dopamine catabolic process; norepinephrine biosynthetic process
Cellular component (GO): secretory granule membrane
Molecular function (GO): dopamine beta-monooxygenase activity; copper ion binding
Source: RefSeq, a predicted model, not a curated record